AUGGCCACAAACUCUACAGGAUCUGACACAGUGGGGUUCUACAUCUGUGAUGCCAUAUUUGGAUGUAGGAUGCUUGUGGACACAGGGGCGCUGCAUAUGGCAUUCCCGUCAUCGGAAGAGGACCGCAACCGCACAUCCAACACCACAGCCACACUGGUGGCUGCAAACGGGAGUCCCAUCUGCUGCUACAGGACCCGGACCCUCAAGAUAUCCACCCUGGGCCGUACCUAUGACUGGCCCUUCAUCAUCGUGGAUAUCAAGGUUCCUCUGCUGGGGGCUGACUUCCUUGCCCAUCACGGACUUCUGGUAGAUGUGGGCCGCAAAAGCUUACUGGACACGGGGAUCUGCCGUUCUCGACCAAUCGCACCCAGACCAGGCAUACCUGUCUUAUGCUCCCUUGUGUCGCACAAGUAUAAUGUCCUCCAGCGAGAAUUUCCCGACGUCUUCAAACUGGAACUGUGUCACGUAGCCGGAACCCCAGCCAAACAUGGAAUCUACCACCACAUCUCCACUAUGGGACCUCCUACAUAUGCCAAGUUCUGCCGUCUGCCACCCAAGAGGCUCCAGGAUGCCAAACACGCAUUUGCCAACAUGGAACAGAUGGGAAUCUGCAGAAAGGUGUCAAAUCCAUGGACGUCUCCUCUCUACACAGUGAAAAAAUCUGAUGGUAACAGGAGGCCCUGUGGGGACUAUCGUCACCUGAACCUUGUGACAACGCCGGACCACUACCCUCUGCCAAACAUGAGGACCUUCAUGGGGCCAAGCUCUUCAAGAAGAUGGACUUACUCAAGUCCUACUUCCAAGUUCCUGUACACCCCAACGACAUUCCCAAAACAGCUAUCAUCACACCGUUCGGGACGUACACGUUCUCUUACCUCACUUUUGGCCUCAGGAAUGCCGGGGCUACCUUCCAACGUGUGA
Messenger RNA from Macrobrachium nipponense, 921 nucleotides. RefSeq lists its product as uncharacterized. Gene Ontology annotation, biological process: proteolysis. The transcript has a single exon. The record is from RefSeq and is a predicted model, not a curated record. The coding region runs from base 1 to 921 and encodes 306 amino acids. Gene Ontology annotation, molecular function: aspartic-type endopeptidase activity. NCBI's taxonomy places the organism in Eukaryota, Metazoa, Arthropoda, Malacostraca, Decapoda, Palaemonidae.